Rhincodon typus (whale shark) is the source of this 4058-nucleotide messenger RNA. Its product is annotated as GRB10-interacting GYF protein 2-like. NCBI's taxonomy places the organism in Eukaryota, Metazoa, Chordata, Chondrichthyes, Orectolobiformes, Rhincodontidae. The transcript has 25 exons. The record is from RefSeq and is a predicted model, not a curated record. The coding region runs from base 1 to 3375 and encodes 1124 amino acids. Gene Ontology annotation, molecular function: protein binding.
AUGUCGCAACCUGCCGGACUCGGUAGGAAAAACAACUGGUGUGGCGUCUUUCGUACACGAACAGGUGACAGAAGAUUUGAAAAACCUGGACGUAGAGAUGGAGUACGGGUAGGGUUUGAGGAAGUAGCUCCCACGUCACGCAAGCAGGAUUUUGCACGUUCCGACAGCGAGAAUUGGCGAGCCAUUCGAGAAGAACAAAAUGGUGAAGAGGAAGACGGAGGCUGGAGGACAGCCGGAGCAAGAAGAGAAGGCGAGAGGUGGCGGCCCCCGAGUCCAGAUGGUCCUCGCUCGGCAGGCUGGAGGGACCAUGCUGAUCGGCGGCGGCGGUUUGACUUUGACUUCCGGGAACGAGAUGAGGAGCGUACCUACAGAAGGGGCAGAACAGGUAGUGGAAGCUACGAGGAUGAGAAGGAUAAUUUACCCGAGUGGUGCCUAGAAGAUGCAGAAGAGGAAAUGGGGACAUUUGAUUCAUCUGGAGCUUUCAUGUCAUUAAAGAAAGGUUCCAAAGAACCAAUUCCUGAAGAGCAGGAGCUGGAAUUUCGAGGAGUAGAUGAGUUGGAUGAACGACCUGAAAAUGAAUAUGAUAUGGAAUUCUAUAAAGAGCCUGAUAGGACCGAAAAUGAGGAUGCAGACAAAACAGAUCUUCCAGCUGAGGUCUGCAAUGGCAAAAUAUCGCCAUCAUGCUCGUCAUCCUCUCCAUCAGAGUCACAGGCCCAGGAGGUGUUUCUCACGGUACCAGAAGAGUGUGAACCCAGUGCGCACAGGGCAGAACCUGACAUGGCAGACUCUGCAUCAGAUGCUCAAGGACAGAGCAAACCUGCUGAUGAUGCUGUGAAUCUGGGCCAACCUGCUCAGCUAAGCCCUGCAACAGUGUCCACAUUAUCAUCGUCCUCGCCUUCCUCUUCUCCUCCCUAUCCCAGCACCGUUGCCGAAUUCGCACCAGUGGACAAUGACGACGACGACGGGAUGAAACGUUUUGAACAGGAGGCUGAGAAAAUGGUGGCGUCGCUACACGACAACUCCCUGGACGAUGAACGAUUCGUGGAGAUGAUGCAAGAUCAGAGGAACCGAGCUGCUGCUGCCUUACCCCUCUCACAUGAGGCAGCCAUGAAAUGGUUCUAUAAGGAUCCGCAGGGAGAGAUCCAAGGUCCGUUUACAACGCAGGAAAUGGCUGACUGGUUCCAAGCUGGAUAUUUUCCCAUGUCUCUCUUGGUUAAACGGGGUUGUGAUGAGGGCUUCCAGCCUCUGGGGGAUGUGAUUAAGAUGUGGGGAAGAGUGCCUUUUGCUCCUGGCCCCUCUCCUCCACCAUUGCUGCUUGUCCCUUACUCUGUAAGCCAUCAACCAAGCAACCAAGAGAACGGACAAGUGGAAUUGUGGUCUCCUCACAGCCCUGCUGAAAAUGCUACUUUAUGUCAGCAGGGCGAUAUGGACCAGGGGAGACUGAAAAAGCAGCGGGAGUUGGCAGCUGCCUUGUACCAUCAGCUUCAGUACCAGCAAUUUCUGCAACUCAUAAACAGCCGGCAGCAACUAGUGCAGUGUGCACUGCAGCAGAAGGCAAACAUGACACCCCAGCAACAGCAGCAACUUGUGGUGUUCCUGCAGCAGAUCCAGGCCCUCAAAUCAAGGUGCGCAGAGCAAAAUUUGAUUCCUGCUAUCAACAGAUCCAUGUCAGUGCCUGAAACCGGGUCUCUGUGGGACCUUCCAACUUCUGCUUCACAGCCCUCGGGUUGUGAUGCAGGGAGCUUGUGGGAUUCAGCAUCUCAGGGUCCACUGCUGGAACAAAUUCAAAAACUAGAGCGAGAGAAAGCUACAAAACUAAAGCAGGAGCGAAGAGACGCUGAACUCAGGAAUAAAAGGGAAGAGGAUGACAGAAAACGGCAAGAUGAAAUCCGGUGGCAAGAGGAAGAACGCAAACGUCGGGAUGAGGAUGAGCUAACUAGGAGGAAGCAGGAAGAGGUGGUCCGAUUUCAGAGGGAACAGCAGGAGGAGGUUGCCCGGCGCCAAAGGGAAGAAGAGGAUCGCCGACAAGAGGAGGCCCUGAGGCGACGUGAUGAGGAAGAAAGACGGCAGAUGGAGGACAUCCUCCGAAAGCAGGAGAAAGACAGGAGGCAGCAGGAUGAAACCCGCCGGUGGCUGGAGGAAGAGGAGAGCAGGCGCCAACUGGAGGAGGAAGCCAGGCGCAGGCUUGCCGAGGAGGAGGAACGGAAACGCAAGGAAAUGGAUCUGCAGCUUCAGCGGCAGCAGGAGAUGCUGCGACACAGGCAGCAGCAAGAGGCUCUGAGGCGCUUACAACAGCAGCAGCAAUUAGCACACAUAAAGAUCCCCUCUUCUACUUCAUGGGGGCAGCAGUCCAACUCGGUACCACCGCUUCAGAAGCUGGAGGAAGAAAGGGAGCGACACCGCAGAGAGGAGCAGUGUCGUCAGCAACAGGAGAUAAUGAAAGCCCUUCAACAGCACCAGCAGCAGAAGUCACCUGGCUGGAACAAUCUCCCCAAGCAGUCAAUGUCUGUCAAGUCAUUAUUGGAGAUGCAGCAAGAGCUGCAGAAACAGCAACAGCAGAGGGCGCAGGCACGAGCACAUUCCAGUAUGCCUAUGAACAACUCAUCAGUGUGGGGAUUGCCUGGCCAGUGGGGGUCUGAUAUGAGCAGCAUGUGGAGCAUGCACGAAAAUAAGAACUCUAACAUGAGCCUUUGGGGAGACGAAGCUGUGAAGAGCACAGGCCCUGUGAUUAGAAGUGCUGGACUGAAGAACAGCAGGAGUAGUCCUUCAUUGAGUGACUCGUAUGGAAUUCCUACCAGACCGAGCAAAAAGAAGACUGAAGAGGAGGAGAAGUUACUGAAGCUGUUCCAGGGAAUGAGCAAAACUCAGGACGGCUUCACUCAGUGGUGCGAGCAAAUGCUGCAUGUCCUUAACACAGCCAAUAACCUUGAUGUACCCACGUUUGUAUCCUUCCUUAAAGAAGUGGACUCGCCAUAUGAGGUGCACGAUUACAUCCGUGCUUACCUGGGUGACACCCCAGAGGCCAAAGAGUUUGCCAAGCAGUUCCUGGAGCGUCGUGCCAAACAAAAGGCCAACCAGCAAAGGCAACAACAACAGCAGUUAACAAAGGAACUUCUGAGCCUCACUGGGAACCUCGCUCUGCAGCCUGACAGGUUACAGGACUCCAUCUGGGGAAUCGGUUCAAACAGCCUACAGUCACUCUUCCAGGGUAAUCACAACAGUGCACAGCAAUCGUCUUACGAGAGCUCGCAAGCUGGGAAAAAGAAAAAGAAGCAAAAGAUGGUGCGGGCUGAUCCUAGUAUCCUGGGCUUUUCUGUGAACGCGUCGUCAGAGCGACUGAACAUGGGAGAAAUAGAGACAAUGGAUGACUUUUAAACAAGGUUUAAAAACAAAAGAUAUUCCUAAAAGCUGCCUUUGACUCCUACUCGACCGUACCUGGAACAUGCUUCAUGGCAGGUGGUCACAGUGAUGGAUCCAGGAUCUCCGCUCCCUCUGCUGGCAAGAAGUGUGAAAUUCACUUAAUUUUUUUGGUGAAUCCUCUGGGUACUUCUGUUCUUCAUUGGAUGAAGCACCUUAAUAACCAUGCACUUUAUUAGACGUUGUACAUAGACUGAAACUGGAGGUUUUCUUGAAUUUAAAAAAGUUCCUUUUUUGGAAAUAUAUCUGCAAAACACUGUUACUGUUUUUUUUUUAAAUGUUUUUUUUGAAAGGAUGUGGAGCCUGAAGAAAUGCACUUAGAGACUGAAUCCAGAACUGGAACUUUUGGUGUGCUAUAAUUUGGACAAUGUGAUUGCGAGUUUGGGUCCCUACCUAAUAUAAAAGGAGAGGCGAACAGAGAGAGCGAGGAGGGAGAUAGGGAAACCCAGGCAUCAGGAGGCCACUUUCUGAGUUUUACUUUGGUUGCACACACAGCACCAAGCUACAUUGGACUUAACUAGACAGCACUGCGCGAGUGUGGACUUUCAGCGUUUUCGUGGUGCUCUAUACAAGGAAUGUAAAAAAAUAAAUAAUAAAUAAGUACUUGGACAGGGUGGUUCAAGUGGACUGCUGCGUUGACA